UUUUAUGUUGGAAAUCUUCAUUACACAGAGACUUUCUUUCUCCUUCUCUUUGUUGAAGCAAGUAGAGCUACCAUGAUCAUCUUUAGAACAUUCUUGUUCUUCUUUGUCUUCACGGCUACAACUAAAAUUGCUUUAAUGGAAGAACAGACAUACAUAAUCCACAUGGACAAGACCAAAAUCACAGACUCAGAUCAUCAACAAUACUACCAAGCAGUGAUUGAUUCCAUCACCAAACUCUCAUCUCAAGAAGAAGAAGAAGAAAACAAAACACCAACUCCUCAGCUCCUUUACAUAUAUGAAACUGCUAUUUCAGGUUUUGCAGCAAAGCUGUCAACCAGUCAACUCAAAUCCUUGAACCAAGUUGAUGGUUUCCUCUUUGCCACACCUGAUGAGCUGCUAAGUCUCCAUACCACACACACUCCUCAGUUCCUUGGCUUACAAAAUGGCAAGGGACUUUGGAGCGCUUCCAACUUGGCCUCGGAUGUAAUUGUUGGCCUUGUUGACACGGGAAUCUGGCCAGAACAUGUAAGCUUCCAGGACUCAGGUAUGUCCCCGGUACCCGCCCGCUGGAAAGGCACUUGUGAAGAAGGCACAAGGUUCUCAAUUUCAAAUUGCAACAAAAAGCUUAUUGGUGCAAGAGUUUUUGUCCAAGGGUAUGAGGCCAUUGUUGGCAGAGUCAAUGAAACAGUGGAUUAUCGAUCCCCUCGUGACUCGAAUGGGCAUGGAACUCAUACUGCUUCCAUUGCAGCUGGUAACUUUGUGAAUCAAGCCAGCUUAUUUGGCUUGGCCAAGGGCUUAGCCAGUGGAAUGAAGUAUACUGCAAGAAUUGCAGCCUAUAAGGCCUGCUGGACAUCGGGAUGCACUAACUCUGAUGUAAUGGCUGCUAUUGACAGUGCUGUUGCAGAUGGGGUAGACAUUUUGUCACUCUCAUUGGGAGGGCGUUCUAAUCCUUAUUACAGAGACAAUAUUGCUAUAGCUUCAUUUGGGGCAAUCCAACAUGGAGUUUUUGUGUCCUGCGCAGCCGGUAACUCAGGCCCUUCUAGGUCAAGUCUUAGUAAUGCCGCACCUUGGAUUAUGACUGUUGCAGCUAGCUACAAUGACAGAAGCUUUCCAACAGCAGUGAAACUUGGGGAUGGACAAAUUUUUGAAGGGUCAUCUCUAUAUUCUGGUAAGAAAACUAAACAAUUGCCACUUGUGUAUAACAGAACUGCAGGUAGCCAAGGAGCUGCGUACUGCUUUGAAGGUUCACUGGUCAAGAAGCUUGUAAAAGGAAAGAUUGUGGUUUGUGAGGGAGGAAUAUAUUCGCGAACUGGAGUUGGAGAGAAAGUGAAGAAGGCAGGGGGAGCUGGAAUGCUUCUACUGAACAGUGAAGAUGAAGGUGAAGAAAUUCUUGCUGACGCUCAUAUUCUGCCAGUUGCUGAGAUUUUCAGUUUUUCUGAUUCUGCACAACAUCUUUGGACUGCUGUCAAAGAAAUGUAUGGAAAUCAAAAUAAUGCAGCCAGGAUUUUUCAACUAAAGAAGGAUAUUGCUGGGGUGUAUCAAGAUGGAAAAUCUUUUAUUGAACAUCUGGGAAAGCUUAAACACAUGUGGAAUGAGCUAGAUCCUUACAGAUCUCAUACUAUUGAUUCAGCCACUCUUCUGAAAAAAGCUAAAGAGGAUAAAAUUUUCCAACUCUUGUCCAGUUUGGAUCCAACUCUUGGCAAAUACACUUCAAUGUCUUGUCCCCAUGUGAGUGGCUUAGCCUCUCUUCUCAAGUCAGUGCAUAGAGAUUGGUCACCUGCCGCAAUCAAAUCUGCACUAAUGACCACAGCUUACACACUAAACAACAAAGGGGCCGCAGUUGCUGAUAUUGCCUCAACUAGUACUUCAAAAUCAGCUACCCCUUUUGCCUUUGGUUCAGGGCAUGUUGAUCCAGAAAAUGCUUCUGAUCCAGGCCUAGUUUAUGACAUUACCGCUGAAGACUACCUGUUUUAUUUGUGUAGCUUGAGUUAUAACUCUUCCCAAAUAGCUCUUUUCUCCAGUGGGGUUAAUUUUACUUGUCCAAAAAAUGCAGUUCUUCAGCCUGGUGACUUGAAUUACCCUUCAUUCUCUGUGCUUUUCAGCAAAGACGCAAGGAAUAUGAGUGUUACAUACAAGAGGACAGUGAAAAAUGUUGGUAAAAUUCCUAGUACUUAUGCAGUGCAGGUGAAAGAACCUACUGGAGUAUCAGUGACUGUUGAGCCUAGAAGCUUGACGUUUAAGAAGAUGGGUGAAAAACUGAGCUACAAAGUGAGUUUUGUUUCAUUGGGAGGACCAACUUUGAUCAAUUCAUCCUUUGGAACCCUAACUUGGGUGUCAGGGAAAUAUAGAGUUGGAAGUCCCAUAGUAGUAACUUGGCUGUAAUAAGUUUUUAUUUUUUUGGUCAAAGCUAUAAUAAGUUUUGGGGCUAAAUCACUAUCCAACCUCAAGUUUAGGACUAAAUGAUGGAGAGCACAGAAGUUUGUAAUUUUAACUGCUAUAAAAUAUUACCAGGGAUUGCCAGUUAAGCUGGAUAUUAUGCUA
Messenger RNA from Prunus avium (sweet cherry), 2541 nucleotides. The record is from RefSeq and is a predicted model, not a curated record. NCBI's taxonomy places the organism in Eukaryota, Viridiplantae, Streptophyta, Magnoliopsida, Rosales, Rosaceae.